This is a messenger RNA of Pteropus alecto (black flying fox), 2028 nucleotides long. RefSeq names its product kinesin family member 2B (gene KIF2B). NCBI's taxonomy places the organism in Eukaryota, Metazoa, Chordata, Mammalia, Chiroptera, Pteropodidae. Gene Ontology annotation, molecular function: microtubule motor activity; microtubule binding; ATP binding. The record is from RefSeq and is a predicted model, not a curated record. Gene Ontology annotation, biological process: microtubule-based movement. Bases 1 to 2028 code for a protein of 675 amino acids. The transcript has a single exon.
AUGGCCAGCCAGUUAUGCCUCCCUGUCGCCCCGAGCCUCUCGUCCUUGAAAACCGUGAAGCCCCACUUCCGAGACAUCCAAGUGGGCAUCUGCGUGGCGAUCCAGCGCAGCGACGGGCGGAUCCACCUUGCUCUGAUCACAGAGUUCAAAAGAGAAAACUCUUGCGUCACGGUGGAGUGGGUCGAAAAAGGAGUGAAAAAGGGCAAAAAAAUUGAUCUAGAGACUAUAUUCCUUCUGAAUCCAGCACUAGCCUCUGCUGAACACCCCAAACCAUCCAGAUCAUUGGCUUCCUUGUCUGUAGCGCCCUCUUCGACCAUCCGAGAUCGAUGUAUGGCUACGAGUUGGAUUGCUACGAUCCCACAGAAAAACGAAACACCUUCAGAGGAGAGCCGCCUGACGGUGAAAGUCCCCAGCAGACCUUGCCUGAUGAAGCAGAAAAAGUCUCCCUGCCUCCGAGAAAUUGAGAAACUGCAAAAGCAGCGGGAGAAGCGCAGACGGCUGCAGCUGGAGAUCCGAGCCCAACGCGCCCUCAACGUCCACACGGGAAACCCCAACUACGAGAUCAUGCGCAUGAUUGACGAGUACCGCAGGCAGCUGGACAGCAGCAAGAUGUCCAGCCUAGAGCCGCGGGAAGACCGUCGGAUCUAUGUCUGUGUGAGGAAGCGGCCUCUCAACCAGCAGGAGACCACCAUGAAGGACCUGGAUAUCAUCACCAUCCCUUCGCACAAUGUGGUCAUGGUGCAUGAGUCUAAGCAGAAGGUGGACCUCACUCGCUACCUGGAAAAUCAGACAUUCUGCUUCGACCAUGCCUUCGAUGACACGGCCUCCAACGAGUUAGUGUACCAGUUCACCGCCCAGCCGCUGGUGGAGUCCAUCUUCCGCAAGGGCAUGGCCACCUGUUUUGCCUAUGGGCAGACAGGCAGUGGGAAAACACACACCAUGGGUGGAGCCUUUUCAGGAAGGGACCAAGAUUGUUCGAAAGGCAUUUACUCACUGGUGGCGCAGGAUGUCUUCCUUCUGCUCAAAACUUCGGUUUAUAAGAAGUUGGACCUCAAAGUCUAUGGGACGUUUUUUGAGAUUUAUGGGGGCAAAGUAUAUGAUUUGUUGAACUGGAAGAAGAAGCUGCAGGUCCUUGAGGAUGGCAAUCAGCAAAUCCAGGUAGUCGGGUUGCAGGAGCAGGAGGUGUGUUGUGUGGAGGACGUGCUGAACCUCGUGGAACUGGGGAACAGCUGCCGGACUUCUGGACAGACAUCGGUCAAUGCCCACUCCUCCAGGAGCCACGCCGUGUUCCAGAUCAUCCUAAAGUCGCGAGGGAAACUGCAUGGCAAGUUUUCUCUUGUUGACUUAGCUGGGAAUGAAAGGGGAGCAGAUACUGCCAAGGUCAACCGGCAAAGACAGCUGGAGGGGGCGGAGAUUAAUAAGAGUCUCCUCGCGCUCAAGGAAUGCAUCCGAGCUUUGGGUCAGAACAAGUCUCACACCCCGUUUAGAGCCAGCAAACUCACACAGGUGCUCCGGGACUCCUUUAUCGGCCAGAACUCCUUCACUUGCAUGAUUGCUACUAUUUCUCCAGGGAUGGCUUCUUGUGAAAACACCCUCAACACCUUAAGGUAUGCAAAUAGAGUAAAAGAAUUAACUCUAAAUUUAAGGUCCCACCAUCGUUGUCUCUAUCAGGUUGGACAAGAAGUGCCAAGGAUGUUGGAAAAUCACAUUGGGAAUUCAGAAAUGCCCCUUCGGAAAGAGGAAUUUAUUAAAAUACCUUGUAUACAGAGUGAGGAAGAGGAAGAGACUAACGAAAUUGGAACGUUAUCCACCCCAUCAAUGGAAAAUACAACGAGCUCAUGGAAAGAAUCAGGCCAGGGGCUGGAGGACAACAUCCAGGAGAGAACUGAUGGGGUAAACUAUGAUGUUUAUUUUUGCAUUACCCAGCUAUUGUCCAUUUUGGAGCAGAAAAUAGGUAUUCUGACUGAAAUUCAAAAGAAACUGAAAUUAUUGCAAGCCAACCUCCAAAAGAAGAGAAAGGUAGAAUGA